GAAGAGACUUCUCUGCCCCUCCGGAAGCACAAAACGACAGCCUGUGAGAUAUGUAAGCAGAAGAAACUCAAGCAACGCGUCCCUCGAUGAAAUUAGCUUCUUCCUCGAGCGGCAGUUCUCUCCGGAGGAGGUAGAGAGGAUGCCCGAAGUUGUCGAAACUCAGAAUCAUCUUGCACGGAUACCGAAAGAAGAAUCCUACGCUCGUCCGCGUCGAUGCGUGAUGCCCAUCCAGCGUUUGGUCGACGUUCCCAUCUACCGUGUCCCCGCGAAGCCUUGGACGACCGUGACCGACGACGACGAUUUGGUGUCCCAUCUGAUCUCGAUAUGGCUCACCUGGAGCCAUCCCUGGUUUCGUUGGGUUAACCGGGACCUUUUCAUCCGGGACAUGCAGGCCGGUCAACUGGACUGUGAGUUCUGCUCACCAUUCCUGGUGAAUGCCAUUCUCGCAGAGACAAGUCUUUAUUCGGACUAUUGCGAGGUAUUCACGGUUCCGGACGAGAUGAUAUCCAGAGGCGACCAUUUUCAUGAGGAGACGUUGCGUUUGUUUGAAGAGGAAGAGGAGGAACAAGUCAGCCUCCCGACAAUACAAGGUCUAAUUACCCUAUUUGUACGCAUUACAAUGAUGGGGAAAGGCCACAUUGGAUGGAUGUACCUGGAUAUGGCUAUUCGGGCAGCCAAAGAAUACGAUAUAUCGCAUCCUUACCGACCGACAGACCAGGAAUCGGUACGGAUCAUGGAGGAUGCCAUCAAUGAGACGCUGUGGGGUGUUUUCAAUAUCUGCUGCACGGUCAAUCUGUGCACACUCAGACAUGUCGACAUGGAACCUCCACAACGCCCCCGACCUUUGAUGAAUCACGAGAAAGCGAGCGAAAUCUGGACACCGUACCCCAAGCAAAUGGACCCGAUACCAAGCCAUUUAUCCUCUUCGUUUCAUCGGUGGUGCGAUUUGUGUUGCAUAAUGAUCAAUAUUACUCGGACAUUUUUCGAUUCGGAGAAUAUAACUUCGCCGUCACAGGUGUCGGCCAUUGGCAGGAAUAUCGAGUGCCAGCUCCAAGGCUGGUAUGCCAAUCUGCCGGAUUGUCUACGUGUGGGGGAGAGAACAGUACCACAUAUACUCUCUCUACAUUUGUUUUAUUAUACGGCGUGCGCACAGCUUUACAGCAUCCUUCGAUCGCAAGCUCACGGAAACGAUGAUUCUAUAAGCGUGGAGGAAUACCAAGGCCGUCGGUUUGCCACCGUGCGAAAUAUUGCCGCUUUGUUUGACAUCCACCGUCAGCAAUGGGGCGUCGAACGCAUGCACCAGUCGACGAUACAAUGUGUGGCGGUCGGUUGUCUGUCAAUACUUGAAGGAUUGGAAUUUCCGGAAAACAGCCAGGCGUUUGUCACGUUGUGUACUGCUGCGCGGGACUUUGGUCGCCAUUUCGCCCUGGCUCGGGGAGUUUUGCAAGUGAUUCAGCUUGCCGCACAGAGCAUGAGGGUGCUUCUCCCGCAGGGCACUCAUGAGCUUCUCCGGGAAUUUGAAAAGACGCGUUGGGGAGAUGAGCAGCGCAUGCAAUCCAGCAGCCUGUACUUGAGUGCGGUGUAUCGACUCACACAAGGGGCUGGCGACGGGAAGGAUGAUGAACAACUCCAGCCAAUCUGGGAAUCUUUAUGAUUUAUGAGCUACGCUUAUUUACGACUUUCGGUUAAAUGUCUCUUUGGUUGCACUUGAAUCUAGAUUAAUAUUCUUGUGGUCUAUCUGCAUAAUGAAGUCAGCGUUAUAUAUCCAUUGGAUCUCCAGGCAUCGACCGUUGAGUGUAGACCAAUACCUUGG
This is a messenger RNA of Aspergillus ruber CBS 135680, 1813 nucleotides long. RefSeq names its product fungal specific transcription factor domain-containing protein. Gene Ontology annotation, biological process: DNA-templated transcription. The record is from RefSeq and is a predicted model, not a curated record. Bases 140 to 1654 code for a protein of 504 amino acids. NCBI's taxonomy places the organism in Eukaryota, Fungi, Ascomycota, Eurotiomycetes, Eurotiales, Aspergillaceae. Gene Ontology annotation, molecular function: DNA binding; zinc ion binding. The transcript has 6 exons.